AGUAAAUAAAGAUUCGUCAUUCGUCAGUCCAACGUUCUCGUUCUCGUAAGAGAUUAAAUUAUUAACAUAUAUGAACAUCUAAAAGAAGUUUUUCUCUUGCCAAGAAUAACAACUAAUGCUGAUUUGAUUUGUGAUUUGAAUUGAUAAAUCGCCAUAACCGAAUUCUUAUCCUAUCCUAAUCAGCACUUGUGUUGUACAAUCUUUCAAUUUUGUGAAUGCAGUAAAAUUUGAUAGCAAUCACACAAUGGCGCAACAAUUCUUUGCACAACUGAUGGGGCUUGGUGAAAGUAAAGAAUUGAAUCAAGAAUUGGAACUCUUUCCAACUGAAGAGCGUGAAAUUCUCAAAGAUAACUUCACAAAGCUGUCUGGUGGCAGUAAGAAAAUUGAUCGCCAAACUUUACAAAAUGCUGUUAAACAAAUACUUCCUAAACCAGAAGCAGAUAUUUUUGCUCAGAGAAUAUGUGACCUAAUGACAGGUCAAAUAGCAACAAAUAACACUGUUACAAUUGAGGGUUACAUCCAUUGUGCAGCUGUAAUGAACAAAGGAAUGUUGGAAGAUAAAGCAACCCAACUUAUGUAUUUGGCAAAGGGGAGAAAAGGGGACACUACAUUUGAAGAAUGUUUUAAUUUUUCAAUUCAAAUAAUUCGACUCACUUUUGAAAUAAUUCGUCAUCUUCCGGCAUUUCGCUCUUGGGAUGGACAUUAUAUCUGCAAUUUGGAAGAGGAUUCUGUGAAGCGUUUGGCGACGGCCAUCAUGAAUGAAUUAGAAAAAUCUGAUUCAGAAAGCAUUGACAAUCAAGCAGUUAGCGCGUGGCUUUCAAAGAGCGGCUUAUUGAUUGAGUUUUUCGGUAUGAUGUCACAUCAUAUUUUCCAGUUUCCUAUGACUAAAGGAAAGUCUUUAAUUCCCCUCUGUCGAGGUAUUCCCGCCCAAGUAUAUCCUUCGUGGUUAUCGCUUUCAGAUAUUCUUUUUAUUAACUGUGCUUUACCAAGUGAAUUGCGAAGUGAAUGGAGGUUUUUGUUUUCUAGCCGCAUACACGGCGAAAGUUUUUCAAGCCUCAUGGGUAACAUCAUCGAUAAAGGACCGUCUGUCGUUUUUAUUAAAGACUUUGAUGGGAAUAUUUUUGGCGGGUUUGCUUCUACAAGUUGGACUGUGGGUCCGCAAUUUAAAGGCACAAAGGACAAUUUUGUGUUCUCAUUAGCACCACAAAUGGCUAUAUAUAAUACAACAGGAUUCAACGAUCACUACCAGUACUUAAACCUACAACAACAAACUUUUCCCAAUGGAAUGGGAAUGGGCGGUCAACUGGACUAUUUUGCCAUCUGGGUUGAUUCGGAAUAUGGAAAAGGGAAGUGUUCACCCAGUUGUACGACAUUUAGCUGCCAUCAGCUGUCCGGUAAACCAGAGUUUUCCAUCGAUAUGAUUGAAGUGUGGGCCGUUGGUCCAGAACCAACUGAAGACGAAGAUGAAACGGAGGCACGGCCAAGCAUUUUGGACGUAGACGUAGAGGGUAAAGCCAUGCUAAGAAUGUUGAAUCGUGGACCAGUUUCAGAAGGAAUGCGAGAAAACCCAACAUCUGAUGAUCCCGAAGAGAAAGAGCUGUAUGUGUCAUCGGUCUCAUCUCAAUAACUCGUCACCGAUGAGUUUUAGAUCCAUUCCAUUUCUUAGUCAAAACAAUUUAUUGCUCCGUUGUCUUUGAAGAUAAUAAAGCCAAAAUAUAAUUAUUAGAAUAUGCA
Messenger RNA from Daphnia pulicaria, 1734 nucleotides. Its product is annotated as MTOR-associated protein MEAK7-like. NCBI's taxonomy places the organism in Eukaryota, Metazoa, Arthropoda, Branchiopoda, Diplostraca, Daphniidae. The coding region runs from base 245 to 1627 and encodes 460 amino acids. The transcript has 15 exons. The record is from RefSeq and is a predicted model, not a curated record.